Molecule: messenger RNA, 2849 nt
Organism: Lytechinus variegatus (green sea urchin)
Lineage: Eukaryota; Metazoa; Echinodermata; Echinoidea; Temnopleuroida; Toxopneustidae
Gene: ak6
Product: adenylate kinase isoenzyme 6-like
Exons: 4
Coding region: 63-602 (179 amino acids)
Cellular component (GO): nucleus; cytoplasm
Molecular function (GO): ATP hydrolysis activity; ATP binding; AMP kinase activity
Source: RefSeq, a predicted model, not a curated record
AGAACACCAUCAAUGCCAAAUUGACCAUAAACGGAGCGGAGACUUGUCGAGGCCGAAGCAUUAUGGCAAAUUUUUACUCAACUCAGCGAGUUGUGCCCAAUAUUCUUCUGACGGGAACACCUGGUACUGGGAAAUCUACUCUAGGCCAAGAGUUAGCUCAGCAGCUUGAACUUGAUUAUAUCAAUGUUGGUGAUGUGGCCAAGGAAAAAGAACUAUAUGAAGGCUGGGAUGAAGACUAUGAAUGUCCAAUCUUGGACGAAGACAGGGUGAUAGAUGAACUAGAGGAAGACAUGAAAAAUGGCGGGAAAGUGGUGGAUUAUCAUAGUUGUGAAUUUUUCCCAGAGCGUUGGUUUGACCUUGUCUAUGUCCUUCGUACAAACAACUCAAUUCUGUUCAACAGACUUGAGCAGAGAGGUUAUUCUGGCCGCAAGCUUGAAGACAACAUCCAGUGCGAGAUCUUCCAGACCAUCUUGGAGGAAGCAUCCAGCUCUUACUUACCUUCCAUCGUCAGAGAGUUGCCUAGCAACACACCCGAGGACAUGGAGACAAACAUAAACACCAUUGCGGAUCACAUCCGGCAGUGGAAGGCGUCAAAGAGAUGAGACAUAUCCACUAUACAUCGUUUUUUGUUAUGUCAUCAUAUCAUGUCUGUAUAAAGUAUGUGCUGAUAUUGCAUGUGCAUUUCUACUUUCUUAUGUAUUUAAAAAAAAAUAAAAAAAACAAUUACCAUAUGUAGUAUUAACAUCUUCAGGACUAUUUAAAGCUGCAUCAGCUGAAGAAGCCAUGUCACUAUUAAAUACAGAUCAAUGUUUCCUGUCUGUAGUCCAAUAUUAACUGUUCAAACCAAUCUUUGAGGAGAGAUGGAACGGACUUGUGGGCACUGUUUGAGGAGAUUUAGGUCAAGAGUUCCUGUCUUCAGUCUAGUAUUAAUCUGUUACCUACUGAAACUAGGUUACCUUUGUACAAAUCCUAUGGGUAGUUCAAUUCAGCAGUCAAUGAGUUAACUGAUUCCACUUAAAGACAGAUUAGAAGGUUCCUAUUAUGCUCUGUUUGAGGAAUAAAUCUUAGAAAGUGUACCAACUACUUUUUUUGGUAACAACUUUAUCUUUUGCGAAAGCAGAAAGGUGAGAUUCCUCAACUUAUGAAAGAGCAGUCACAGUAAAAGCAUCUUGUCGUGCACACCUACAAAAUAAUUCUCCCAUUUUUGAGAAAUAAAAAGAUCAUGUUUUCCCAUUGUUGUCUUAUGUUUGUAGUGUCUGGAAAUCAAUGGUGUUCGUAGCUAUUAAUAUUAUUUAGUUACAUUCAGGGAUUUCACCAGGUGUUUUUUAGCCGACAAAAAUGUUUUCGCCCAACGCCUUGCCUCUGGAGGUCUUGAGAAGAAAUCGAAAGAAAACAUGUAUUUUGGUCGAGAUGGCCUUGCUUUUUGGGGUGAUGACCUUCUUUUCUUUUUUUUUGCUUGUCAAAUUUUCCAGCCCCUGGUCCCCCUUACCUUUUGGGAGAGAUUUCCGCCCUUGCCUACAUGUAAUUAUGCUCUUUCUAGAUUAGUUGAAAUCUCCCUUCCCUUUGAUACUCAGAUAAUGCUUGAAGUGAAUUAUGUAGCAGGAAAAGUAAGAAGAAAUAAUGUAUUUCUUGAAAUUUAACAAACAUGUUUUUGACGUGGCAAGGCACCAUGGGUCAUAUUAAAAUUGUUGUUGUUAAUAUAGACAAAGGCUAAUCCAAAAGUUGAAUGAAAACAAAAAAAUCAUAUUUUUUUAACAAGGUAAUAUCAGAUGAUAUCGUUGUUUGAUUCGGCACGAUGUUCAAAUCAGUCAUUUGUUGCAUAUUUCAUGAGGAUAAGAAAUACUUUUUAAGGUUUACCUUCUAUUUUACAUUUUACAAUAUUUAUUGGUUACCAGGCUAUAGCCAGCCAGUCAAAAGGUGUGCAAUUUUGAUGUUCAUCUGUGUGCCCAACUUGUUUGCUCACUAAUGGGCAACAACAUCUUGAUAGCAAUAUAUCACAAAAAGUAGGGGGGGGGUUUGGGGGUGCAUUUUGCGUCCAGGGCAUUGUACAUAACAACAUCUUGUAGUACGAAGCAUUUCAAUUGAUCAUGUCUAUCGACUUACAUUUAUCUUUUUAUGAAUAUAAUAUUAUCUGUAUUUCUUUUGCUCUUUAAUUUGUUUCUUUCAUGAUCAGUAGCCAUAGAGGAACAAUCCUUUUGUCAUUUUUUAAAUAGUUAAGUCCUUAAAUCAUUAUUUUUAGCUGAAAUAACUGUAUCUGUGGAAUAAAAUAUUCAGUGAAUGAGUUAACCGGGUGCCCAAUGCAGUUUUAUGAAAUUAUGUUUGAAUAUAACCAAAUUCAUUUCAGAUCACCAAUAUGAUUUUGUUAUUGGUUGCAUAUCAAGUUUUGUUUGAUUUGUUUGUAGUUGCAUUUGAUUGCAAAUCUUUUCCAAGAGUCCCCAGGGGCCCAUCUUACAAAGAGUUGCAAUUGAUCCGAGUAUGCAAAGCCAGCAAAGUCAACAUGUGAAAUGCAUGUUUGUUGAAAAAAAUUCUGAUAUGAAUGUAUAUUCAUUGAUUUCGUAAAAAUUUAGUGUGUUCUCCUGUGUUUAUAAAAGGCAUUUUUUUUAAUUUCCUGUAGAAAAAAAUUAUGACCCUGAUGGAUUUUCAUAGAGUUAGAAUUGAUUGGAUCAAUCGUAACUCUUUGUAGGACGGGGCCCAGAUGUAUUUGGAUACAUGUAUGUUUUAAUGCUUUUCUUUCUUCCUCAUCCAUUUCGUAUAAAAAUUGCUGUUUGGAUUGUUUUUAUUUAGAUUGUUAAUUACCAUUCAGAUGUACCGGUAAUCAAAUUGAAUAAAAGGGCAUUGAUUGGCUUAAU